Molecule: messenger RNA, 1620 nt
Organism: Acanthosepion pharaonis
Lineage: Eukaryota; Metazoa; Mollusca; Cephalopoda; Sepiida; Sepiidae
Source: the annotation of a GenBank genome assembly
AUGAAAAGAUGUCGAAAUUUAUGUUUUUUUCUUUUUAUUCCAUUUUACUUUACUCAUCUCUUUUCUGCAUGUUUAAUUUUUUUUCUUCGUUUUCUUUUUUCCUUUUUUAUUCUUUCCUUUUCUUUUAUCACCUUUCCUUCUUUUUCUUUUAAAUUUUUCUUUUUCUUGUUUUCAUUUUGUAUCCCUUUUCUUCAUUUUCUUGUCAUUGUCCUCCAUGACUUCUUACUUUUUCUUCUUUUCUAUUUUUUCUUCUUCGUUUUCUUCUUUUUUCUUCUUCGUUUUCUUUCAAUUUUCAACAAACUUUCUCGUUUCAGAUAUUUAAUUCUAUUUUUCUUUUUCGUUUUAUUUCUUCUCUUUUGGUUUCGUUCUCUAGCCAUUCUUUCUCUCUUCCUCUCUUUAUCUUUCUUCCUUUCUAUUCCCUUUUACUCUCUGUAUCCUUGUUCUUUUCUAUUUUCUCUCGUUCUCUAUAUCUUUAAUCUUUCUAUACUCUUCCCCCUCCUCUCUCUCUUCCUUCGCUUUAUUUCUCUCUUCUUUCUGUUGACGCUUUUAUUCCUCAAACUCAUUCUUUAUUCAAUUUCUUUUUUCAUUCGACAUUUUUAUUUUUGUUCUUUCCUUUUCGUCUUUUACCCAGUUCUUCAUCCUGGUCUCUCUCUCUCUCUCUCUCUCUCUCUCUCUCUCUCUCUCUCUCUCUCUCUCUCUCUCUCUCUCUCUCUCUAUCUAUCUAUCUCACUCACUCACUCACUCACACACACACACACACACACAUUUUUCUCUCCUCAUUUUUCUCCAUUACAAUUCAAUACUCAUUCACUCUUUCAACCACCAAUUCCGCAAAAAAAAUAUCUUUUCUUUUUCUCUUUUCCUUUCACAACCUUCGUUUUCGCUGCCCACCUUUUCUUUCAGGUCCUUGGAAUUUUCAUUAAAAGACACCCUUUUUCCAUUUAUCUCUCCCGUAUUUUAUUCACCUUCUCUGAAAAUUCUUUAUUCUCUCUGACAUAUUCUCUUUCUUUGACUUUUUUCUUUUCUUCUUCCUUUUUAUCUGUUUCUUUCUUUCGUUUUAUUUUCUUUCUCGAUUUUUUCAUUUACAUUUUCUUUCGAUUCUUCGCUGUAUUCACCUUCUCACGCCCGUUCGCUCUCUAUUUCCAUCUCAUAGUUUUUUUUUUAUCUUUCUCUUUCCCUUUUUCGAUCAUUUUUCUCUCUCUCUCUCUCUCUUUCUCCUCUUUCUCUUUCCUUCUAUUCCCUCCUCUCUCUCUAUCUCUCUCUCUCCCUUUCUCUCUCCUCCUCCUAUUGCUUAAGUUGACAUAUCGCUUCAUUCAUUUCUUUUUUAAUCUUUCUUUUUCUCUAUGUGUGCGUGCGUGUGUGCAAUAUUUCUUUUCUAUUUCGUUAUUUUUACUUUCUUCAUUCACUCCUUCCUCCUCCUUUUCUCUUCUUUCAAAUGACAUUUCCUCUUUCUCAAUCUCCUCGUUGUGUUCAAAGUUCUUGCCAUCACAAUGUUUUAAUCAAACGCUUUGCCUUUUCUCUCUCUCUCUCUCUCUCUCUCUCUCUAUCUAUCUAUCUCUCUUUCCCACACCCUCUCUCUCUCUCACUUUCCCUCUUUCUCUCUUAUAUCUCUUUUACUGA